Messenger RNA from Archocentrus centrarchus (flier cichlid), 6979 nucleotides. It is a transcript of the gene cdc42bpab, whose product is annotated as CDC42 binding protein kinase alpha (DMPK-like) b. Gene Ontology annotation, molecular function: ATP binding; protein serine/threonine kinase activity. Lineage: Eukaryota; Metazoa; Chordata; Actinopteri; Cichliformes; Cichlidae. Bases 456 to 5912 code for a protein of 1818 amino acids. Gene Ontology annotation, cellular component: cytoskeleton; cytoplasm; actomyosin. The record is from RefSeq and is a predicted model, not a curated record. The transcript is spliced from 45 exons. Gene Ontology annotation, biological process: actomyosin structure organization; peptidyl-threonine phosphorylation.
AUAUUUGUCUGAACUCAGGGAGGUGUUUUUGAACGGCUUCGACUACAUUAUUUUUCUCUUUUCCCAUUUUAACGCAGAGGACAGGAGAAAACUGCCAGCUAACGCUGCGAUUCCAACCAAAUCAGCCGGCCCGGGGCAGCCAGGGUCCGUACUAGCUUACUACUUUUCUUAUGUACCCUGCGGGGGGAUAGGUAUUAAAGAAUGGGGAAGUGCGGCACGUCUCACCCAGCUUCUAGAUACUGGCUCUCGAGAGGGAGGUCAUGAAUAGGUGGGUUUUAACGCUGAUUUAGCUGCGGCUUGCCCUCAAAGCGCAAAAGUUUUGAUUAUUUUCGAGACGAGGUGAGAGAACUUCUCUUCCAGGCCCCCUCUGCGCUCACUUACAGGCCGAGGAGGUGUUUGCUCAUCCACCCCGCUCCAUCACCAUCGCUUCAAAAAGCAACAAUAAGGAAUAAAACAUGUCGGGAGAGGUGCGUUUGAAGAAGCUGGAGAAGCUGAUCCUGGACGGGCCAGCUCAGUCUAUUGGCCAGUGUCUGAGUGUGGAGACGCUGCUGGAUAUCCUGGUGUGCCUCUAUGAUGAGUGCAACAACUCUCCACUCAGAAGGGAGAAAAACAUCCUGGAGUUUUUGGACUGGGCCAAAUCCUUCACAUCCAAAGUGAAGCAGAUGCGCCUGCACAAGGAAGACUUUGAGAUACUCAAGGUGAUUGGACGAGGAGCCUUCGGCGAGGUUGCAGUGGUGAAAGUGAAAAACACUGACAAGGUUUUUGCCAUGAAGAUUCUCAACAAGUGGGAGAUGCUGAAGCGAGCGGAGACGGCGUGUUUCCGGGAGGAGCGGGAUGUGCUGGUAAAUGGGGACUGCCAGUGGAUCACCACCCUGCACUAUGCCUUCCAGGACGACAAUAAUCUGUACCUGGUCAUGGACUACUAUGUGGGCGGUGACCUGCUGACCCUGCUCAGCAAGUUUGAGGACCGGCUGCCGGAGGAGAUGGCCAAGUUCUACCUGGCUGAGAUGGUCCUGGCCAUCGACUCGGUUCAUCAGCUACACUAUGUCCACAGGGACAUUAAGCCCGACAACAUUCUGCUGGAUAUGAACGGCCACAUCCGCCUGGCUGACUUUGGCUCCUGCCUCAAACUCAUGGAGGAUGGGACGGUCCAGUCAUCUGUGGCUGUGGGAACCCCAGACUACAUCUCCCCAGAAAUUCUCCAGGCUAUGGAAGAUGGGAAAGGCAAGUAUGGACCUGAGUGCGACUGGUGGUCCCUGGGCGUCUGCAUGUAUGAAAUGCUGUACGGCGAGACUCCUUUCUACGCAGAAUCCCUGGUGGAAACCUACGGGAAGAUAAUGAACCACAAGGAGAGAUUCCAGUUCCCCCAGCAGAUAACAGACGUGUCUGAGGAAGCAAAAGAUCUGAUUCGCCGGCUCAUUUGCAGUCGAGAGCACCGACUGGGCCAGAACGGCAUCGAGGACUUCAAGCAGCACCCCUUUUUUGCAGGCAUCGAUUGGGAUAACAUUCGCAUGUGUGAAGCCCCCUACAUCCCAGAGGUCAGCAGUCCUACAGAUACCUCCAACUUUGAUGUGGACGAUGACUGUCUAAAGAACUCCGAGACUAUGCCCCCUCCCUCUCAUACUGCUUUUUCAGGCCACCACCUGCCGUUUGUAGGUUUCACCUACACAAGUAAAUGUACUCUCUCCGAUCGGGGUUGCCUGCGACAGCUGGCAGGGGAGCCGGGUAAGGCCGGGCAAGAAGAGGUGGAUAUCAAUGUGCAGCGUAGCCUGGAGGACAGCCUGGCCACUGAGGCCUAUGAAAGGAGGAUUCGUCGCCUGGAGCAGGAGAAGCUAGAGCUGAGCCGCAAACUACAAGAGUCGACUCAGACGGUGCAGGCGCUGCAGCACACAACAGGCGAGGGCCCCCUCAGUGCCAACAAAGAGGUGGAGAUCAGGAGCCUGAAAAGCGAGAUUGACAUCCUCAAGAAGCAGAUCGCUGACUCAGGCCAACUGGAGAAGCAGCUGGAGGAUGUGACGCUGGCUCGGCGAGACUUGGAGGACUCAUCUAAACACGUCAAGACUCUUGAGAAACAGAUGAAGAGCGUUACACAGGAGAGGGAUGACCUGCAGAAGGACCUCAUGGAUGCCAAUGAGAAAUUGAAGUCUCAGUCUAAAGAGCUGAAGGAAGCUCACAGUCAGAGAAAACUGGCCAUGCAUGAGUUUUCAGAGCUCAACGAGAAACUGUCAGAGCUCAGGUCAGCAAAGCAACGCCUGGUUCGCCAGUUGCGCGACAAAGAGGAGGAGAUGGAAAACCAGAAUCAAAAGGUGGAGGCUCUCCGCCUUGAGGUGCGAAAGGCCGAGAGGGCCAAGAAGGAGAUGGAGGCUCAAGCAGAGGAGCAGGCAGCAGAGAAGCAGAAAGAGAAGAAACUAAGAGAGCGUAAUGAGCAAUAUAGCCGACAGCUGGAGGAGGAGUUGGAGGGGCUUAAGGUGAAGCAGGCCGGCUCCUCCGCUGCCCCGGCCUCAGCAGACCAGACCCAGGAGGCUGGACGCCUGCGUGCAGAGAUGGAGAAGAAAACGCUGUUCUAUGAGGAAGAGUUGGCACGCAGGGAGGCGCAGCACAGCACUGAGCUGAAGGCCCUGCGCAAAGAGCUGAGAGACGCCGAGAGCCAACAGCUCAACCUGCAGAAAGAGAUCAUGAUGCUCAAAGAUAAGCUAGAAAAGACUCGCCGCGAGAGUGAUGAUUUCAUGAGCCAAAGUGAGCGGGAAGAGUUUGAGACGGAGUACAACCAGAAGUAUGAGAGGGAACGAGUCCUGCUCAUUGAAGAAAACAAGAAGCUGUCCAGUGAACUAGAUAAGCUAACCAUCAUGUUUGAGAAGGUGAGCAGCUCCUACAGGCAGCUGGAGGAGGAGAUGAGGGAGCUGGCUGAUAAAAAGGAGAGUGUAGCUCACUGGGAGGCCCAGAUCACAGAAAUCAUCCAAUGGGUGAGUGAUGAGAAGGAUGCUCGGGGCUACCUGCAGGCUCUGGCCACUAAGAUGACAGAAGAGCUGGAGGGACUGAGAAACACGAGCCUGGGAGCGAGAGCCACGGACAUGCCGUGGAAAAUGCGGCGUUUCGCCAAGUUGGACAUGUCGGCACGUCUGGAGCUGCAGUCGGCCCUGGAUGCUGAGAUCAGGGCCAAGCAGAGCAUCCAGGACGAGCUGAACAAAGUAAAGGCCAACAACAUUUCCACUGAAUGUAAACUUCAGGAAGUGGAGAUUAAAAACCAGGAACUCCUGGCUGAGAUUGACCGGCUGAAAAAGGAGACGGAGGAGCUGCGGCUACGAAGGGGUGUCAAGCACCAGGAUUCCCAGAAUUCCUUCUUGGCUUUUCUCAAUGCCCCCACCUCAGUUCUUGACCAGUUUGAUGAUUCUUAUUCCUCAUCCUCAUCUUCUUUAAUUGAGUUUUGGGAAGAUCGCUCGCCGUCCGUCGGCCCAGCUAGCAAAGGCAGACGUGUGGACUCUGUGGAUAACUUCACCCCCUCCAACACUCCAUCCCGGGAAGAUGACCCUAAGUCACACCUCAAGUCCCGCUCUCGUUCACCCUCCAUGGCUAGUGAUAUGGAGCCCAUAGAGUUGAUAGACCAUCCGCCUCGCUCAGUUCAGACACCCACCAUGCGUUCAGGAGGUUAUGGCAGUAUUGGGCGCUCCUCACCUAAGCCCAAAGCACAUCAGUUUGUGGUGAAGACGUUCAACACACCCACUAAGUGUAACCAGUGCACCUCUCUUAUGGUGGGGCUUAUCCGCCAAGGCUGUACGUGCGAAGUAUGUAACUUUUCCUGCCAUGUAACGUGUGCGGACAAAGCUCCAGCUGUGUGCCCUGUGCCACAGGACCAGACCAAGGGCCCACUGGGCAUUGACCCUCAGAGGGGAAUCGGUACUGCAUAUGAAGGGCACGUCAGGGUGCCCAAACCAACGGGGGUGAAAAAGGGUUGGCAGAGGGCGAUGGCCGUGGUCUGUGACUUCAAAUUGUUCCUCUAUGAACUGGGAGAAGGAAAAGCAACACAGCCGAGUGUAGUAGUCAGUCAAGUCAUAGAUAUGAGGGAUGAAGAGUUUUCCGUCAGUUCAGUCCUGGCCUCUGAUGUCAUCCACGCCAGCCGCAAGGACAUUCCCUGUAUAUUCAGAGUGACCGCAUCCCAGCUCUCCCCCUCCAGCAGCCACAAGCCCUCCAUCCUGAUCCUGGCCGACAGCGACCAGGAGAGGAACAAGUGGGUGGGCCUCCUCAACGAGCUCCACCGCAUCCUAAAGAGGAACAAGCUCAAGGAGCGCUUUGUCUACGUCCCCAAGGAGGCUUACGACAGCACACUGCCCCUCAUCAAGACGACGCAGUCUGCUGCGAUCAUAGAUCACGAGCGUGUCGCCCUGGGCAAUGAGGAAGGCCUUUUUGUCGUCCAUGUCACCAAAGAUGAAAUAAUCCGAGUGGGGGACAACAAAAAGGUGCACCACAUCGACCUGAUACUCCACGAGCAGCUGCUGGCGGUCAUCUCUGGCAGGAACCGCCACGUCCGCCUCUUUCCCACGCAGGCCCUGGACGGCCGCGAGACCGAGUUCUACAAGCUGGCUGAGACCAAAGGCUGCCAGACCAUCGUGUCGGGUCCGGUCCGCAACGGCUCCCUCACCUGCCUCUGCGUGGCCAUGAAGAAUAAAAUCAUAUGCUAUGAGGUGAAUAAGAGUAAAAUGCGUCACCGUCGGCUGCGGGAGCUGCAGGCCCCGGGGCCAGUUCAGUGGAUGGGUCUGCUCAGUGAGCGUCUUUACGUGGGCUAUCAGUCUGGCUUCAUGCGCUACAGUGUCCAUGGGGACAUGUCCCCCGUCAGCCUGCUCCACCCUGAGGACCACACGCUGGCCUUCAUCCCUCAGCAGAGCCUGGACGCACUCUGUGCUGUAGAGAUUUCCAGCAAAGAGCUGCUGCUGUGCUUCAGUGCCAUCGGGGUGUAUGUGGACUCUCAGGGCCGCAGGUCGCGCCAGCAGGAGCUGAUGUGGCCAGCUGUGCCCAACGCUGCCUGCUACAACGCCCCCUACCUGUCUGUGUACAGCGAGAACGCUGUGGAUGUGUUUGAUGUCAACACGAUGGAGUGGAUUCAGACCAUCCCGCUCAAGAAGGUGCGUCCUCUGAACGUGGACGGCUCUCUGAACCUGCUGGGGCUGGAAACAGUGCGCCUCAUCUAUUUUAGAAACAAGAUGGCCGAGGGUGACGAGCUGGUUGUCCCGGAGACGUCAGACAACAGCAGGAAGCAGAUGGUGCGCAGCAUGAACAACAAGAGACGCUACUCUUUCAGGGUGCCUGAAGAAGAGCGGCUUCAGCAGAGGAGAGAAAUGCUGCGAGAUCCAGAGAUGAGGAACAAGCUGAUCUCCAAUCCCACCAACUUCAACCACGUGGCUCACAUGGGACCAGGAGAUGGGAUCCAGAUCCUAAAAGAUCUGCCCAUGGAUACCCGAGCAGGAUUCAGCGGCUCCGUCAGCAUUCCCUCCAUCACCAAGAACCGGGCCGAGCCGGGCCGCUCCAUGAGUGCCAGCAGUGGACUGGGCAUACGCUCAUCCUCGCAGAACGGCAGCGCACUCCGCAGGGAGCUGUCGGGAGGAAGCUACGGGUCCAAGCGCCAGACCAUGACCUCUCCCUCCGAAAGCUCCUUGUCCUCUGGUGGGGGGGUGGACUGCGGUGAUGCACCGCUCUCACAGUUUGACAGAGAGUGGCAGGCAGUCUCACCGUCGGAGAAGACCCCCGAUCUGAAAAGGGCUUUAAGGACCCUGCUUAGUAAGAUGAAGGACUCGGACUCCCCGCGUCACUCCACGGCCUCCAACAGCUCCACCUUCAGCAGCCCUCCCAGCCCGGCCUCCCCACACAAGACCAAGUCCCUGUCCCUGGAGAGCACAGAACGGAUGGGUUGGGACACAUGAGCCCCCAUCGGCCUCUCGCCCAUCCAACCCCACCCACCAACUGACCGACCGACAGCACAGGACUCCAAAUUCUCCUCCUCCAACUCUUCCUUUUCCGAAUAUUCCUCGCCUCACUGCCCAGAGAACUGCACCUCCUGUCCGCCACUCCCUCCCGAUGAACAUUUGUCCCACUCUAACCCCCCCAGCCCCCUCACCGUGCUUCCAUGGUGGGGCAGAAACAGCAAGAAAGAGAGGGAGAAGUCAUUAAAUAUGAGCAGAGGUGUACAUGUGGGUGCUGAUGUUUUGCGCGUGUGUGUGUGUGUAUGAGAGAAGCUGUGUGUGAUGUAGGGGAGAUGAUAUAGGAAUGAGAACCUCCUGUUUUUUGGCCCACUUGAUUCACCGAGACUCUAAAACGUCACGAUACAACCCAAAAAGAAGAGGAUUAAAUAUUAUCGAGAGCAAAAGAUUUGUACUUGUACAUAGGACCCGCCGGGUUUCAGGGGACGAUAUUUUAAUUUAUUUAUCAAUCUUAGACAAGGAAAGGGAGGUCUGCUUCUCCGUGGCCUGAAGCAGACGGGUGCAGUGUAAACCCCUCCUCACUUGCUUUCUCUCUGGGUGCUGCAAAAAAAAAAGAGAAAAAGGUUAAAAAAAAAAAAACUUUUAUUUUUUGCUCCUGAUACUAAGUGCAGUGACUUUAUAAUAUUUUUAAUUUCCACCAUCAGCAAAAAGCUACAAGCAGUGGCUCCUGCGACAUCACACGACAAACUCUUCCUCAUUGGUUCAGUGCGAACGGCAUCAUCCGGCAGCCAGGGGUGUGUGUGUCCUCCAUUGCAGACGUUCCACUUGUCCGGCCACACUCCCGUCACAGUAAUGUACAUAGGUUCAAAGUAGAGAGUAAUAUAUGAUAAGGAAAAUACUAUAGAGAACUACACGGGAUGGAAAAACUCCACUUUUAUUUUCCUGCUUUUCUUUGGAGUGAUUUAAAGUUGUAGCUGCACUCAGAAGCCAUUUUAAAACCACUUCCCCCAAUUUUUUUUUUUUUUUUUUUACUGAUUUAAUCAUUUUACAUUUGUUUUUAUAUUGUUUCU